ACGGUUCGGCUAGGGCAUUCCGCGGCUUCUAGGUUCCCGGGUCCGCCUCUCCUGCCUCUCGCUUGUACCUCCGCCAGGUGCACUGGGGCCAGGUAGGCCCUAGCAAGGUGCCUCUGAGCGCGCCAGGCUGGGGCCACUUGUGAGUGCCCCGCUGGGGCCGUGGACAUGGAAACUGCAGAGGAGCAGGGGGGUCCCGUACCCCCUUUAGUUGCACACGGCGGGCCAGGCUCGAGCAGUGCUCCAGCUCUAGGGGGACAGCGGGAUCCCAAGAAGUACGCGGUGACAGAUGACUACCAGUUAUCCAAGCAGGUUCUGGGCCUGGGUGUGAACGGCAAGGUGCUGGAGUGCUUUCAUCGGCGCACUGGGCAGAAGUGUGCCCUGAAGAUCCUGUAUGACAGCCCCAAGGCUCGGCAGGAGGUGGACCACCACUGGCAGGCCUCUGGCGGUCCCCACAUUGUACGAAUCCUGGACGUGUAUGAGAACAUGCAUCAUGGCAGGCGCUGUCUCCUCAUCGUCAUGGAAUGCAUGGAAGGUGGUGAGUUGUUCAGCAGGAUUCAGGAGCGUGGCGACCAGGCUUUCACUGAGAGAGAGGCUGCAGAGAUCAUGCGGGAUAUCGGUACUGCCAUCCAGUUCCUGCAUAGCCAGAAUAUUGCCCACCGAGAUGUCAAGCCUGAAAAUCUGCUCUACACAUCCAAGGAGAAAGAUGCGGUACUUAAGCUCACUGACUUUGGCUUUGCCAAGGAGACUACCCAAAAUGCCCUGCAGACACCCUGCUACACUCCCUAUUAUGUGGCUCCUGAGGUCCUGGGUCCAGAGAAGUAUGACAAGUCAUGUGACUUGUGGUCCCUGGGCGUCAUAAUGUACAUCCUCCUGUGUGGCUUCCCACCCUUCUACUCCAACACGGGCCAGGCCAUCUCUCCAGGGAUGAAGAGGAGGAUCCGCCUGGGCCAGUAUGGCUUCCCCAAUCCUGAGUGGUCAGAGGUCUCUGAAGAUGCUAAGCAGCUGAUCCGCCGCCUGCUGAAAACAGACCCCACAGAGAGACUGACUAUCACACAGUUCAUGAACCACCCUUGGAUCAACCAAUCAAUGGUGGUGCCACAGACCCCACUCCACACAGCUCGUGUUCUACGGGAGGACAGAGACCACUGGGAUGAAGUCAAGGAGGAGAUGACCAGUGCUUUGGCUACCAUGAGGGUGGACUAUGACCAGGUGAAGAUCAAGGACCUGAAGACCUCUAACAACCGGCUCCUCAACAAGCGGAGAAAAAAGCAGGCAGGCAGCUCCUCAGCCUCACAGGGCUGCAACAACCAGUAGCUCAUGGGGCCAUGGAGAAGCCAGGCCCCUCAGCCUGGGUGACAGAUUCGAAUGUGCUGAGGCCAUGGUCAGGAGGGCCCAGAGUCAUUUUUAUAACAAAAGGAUUAUUUUUGUGUGUUUUAAUUUGUCACCUGGAACUUCAGGAUGGAGGAUCCUGACCUCCUUCAAAGCUCCGUCCCAGACUUAGGCUCAGAGAAGGCCAGAACCUAGGGGCUCAGGAGCUGCUUGGUAUAGCUGCAAUACCUUUGGCUGGGGUGGCCUAAGUUAGGCCUCAGCUCUGUUAUCCCCUGGCCUUAAUCUUCUAGGCCACUGAGAGUUGUAGUUGGGAUUCCCAUCUUCCACAGAGACAUCCCCCUGUGGGGUGGGCAGAUGGGCCUGGCCUUGAGAAAGACAUCAGACCAUUGGUUGCCAUGGUGACCAGGGAUGGUGCUGCUGUCUGCUGAGUGAAUAGCAGUGAAACAAGGGAGGAGGGGCAGUCAUGGGUUAACCUCUGCCUUAUUAGGGAGGGUGGUCUCUCUCAAUGGCUGCUCCUCUCAGGUUCACCCCUCUUUGGUCUCUCUGAAGCUACAGGUCCAGUCUCCUUACCUCCUUGGAUGGUGUAGCCCUGUCUUACUGCAGCCCUAGCCCAGGUAGCACUCAAGAGCUAUCCCCUGAAGGAGUCCUUGGGCCCAGCCAUCCUGUCACUAGCCUCUACCCAAAGGGUGGUUUUCUUUUAUCUUUGGAAGGUGGGGAUUAUUUUUUAACCCUUUUCCACUUUGGAAAAUGUCACUGUGACAAAAGCCAGUACACUUCUCUUGCCCCCACCUUGGGGCAGGAAAGCCCGUGUCUUGUUUUUGGUAGGGGCUGCCUUGUAGUAUACUUUUGUGAAAGUGGAUUGUUGGGGGCAGGACUGAAAGGCUUCCCAUUAACCAGGGAUCUCCUUCUAUCCUCUGGGCCAAACCUGAGAUGGGAGGCUACUGAACAAUGUCCCUUAGAAAUCGGGUCCUGGCUUGGGUGUGAGUCUAAGCAGAGAGGACCACUUCUUAGCUGAUUCAGGCUCACCCAGCCCCACCCUGCUCAGGGUAUUCUCAGGGUGCUGAAUUCGUGGUCCAGCCCAACAAGUGCCUGACACCCAGCCUAGUUUCUGGUUUCUGGUUCCUGGCUCCUCUCUCGCUGGCUGGGAAAGCCUAGGUCACACCACAGAGGACAACACUGCUGGGUUUUAUAUGAGGUUAUUAAUAAACACCAUUUUGGCAUUUU
Otolemur garnettii (small-eared galago) is the source of this 2553-nucleotide messenger RNA. RefSeq names its product mitogen-activated protein kinase-activated protein kinase 3 (gene MAPKAPK3). The record is from RefSeq and is a predicted model, not a curated record. Gene Ontology annotation, cellular component: cytoplasm; nucleus. NCBI's taxonomy places the organism in Eukaryota, Metazoa, Chordata, Mammalia, Primates, Galagidae. Gene Ontology annotation, biological process: response to cytokine; toll-like receptor signaling pathway; intracellular signal transduction. The coding region runs from base 166 to 1314 and encodes 382 amino acids. Gene Ontology annotation, molecular function: ATP binding; calmodulin binding; calcium/calmodulin-dependent protein kinase activity. The transcript has 11 exons.